AUGGACACCACUUUCAUCACGAUCCACGAUCUCUCGCACGAGGCCUCCAUUCGCUAUGCCUCCGACAGCAUCCAGGUGGUGCUUGGCUACGACCCACACGAGGUGAUCGAUCGCUCCUGCUGGGAUUACUUCCAUCCCCAAGAACUUCCUUUCGCGCGAAGUGUACACGGUCGUGGAGUGCGACUAGAUAAAGCCGCAGUGCUGAACUACUGCUCGAUUCGGCAUAAGAAUGGCUCGUGGGUCGGGUGCGAGUGCGUCUUUACCGUGGUGUACGAUGUGUUGAUCGCGAGUACCACCGUUUACCGGAGUGGAAAGGGAAGUCAAAAGCGCGCUCUCGACGCUCCCAUUGUCCGCCAGCUCUUCGACUCUUCGCCCAAUGAUCCACGCUACCACAUGCUCACCUGGAUAUCGCAGAAGUUUUCGCGACGUCUAAAUGAGCCGCUUCAUGAACCGCGCGCUGCGCUUUUCGUGAAUCGAUUUACUCGUACCGCGACCAUCAUGUACGCUACCAGCGGCGUGUCGGAGAUCCUCGGCCUGAGCCCUCACCAGCUUGUCUCUCGGAGCUUCUUCUAUUGUAUUCAGGAAACCUGCCUCCGUGAUGCAGUACGCUGUCUCGAGGGUGCAAAGAGCAAUGACUCGAUUGCAUAUCUGCGGUUCUGGUUCCGCAACCCGUUACAGGACGAUAAUGUAGAUAUGGAUGAAAAUCCUAUAUACGGCGCCAACCCCUCGGUAAAUGCGACUGCCUAUACAUCCUCGUCUGCCAUUGAGCCUACUGAGCUGGAAGCCGUCGUUUCGUGCACGUCUGACGGGCUCGUCGUCAUCCUCCGUCGUGCUCGACCCCCAAUCCCGGCUGCCACUGUCCCACCCCAACCUGUGCCCGUCUACGCCAAUGGUCUAUUCGCUGCGCCUUGGGCUCUCGAGCCUGUGUUUUCGUACGGAGCGGCAUCUUAUCCUCACGACAGUGCGAUCCGCCACUCAGCAUACCCAGAGAAGAGAACUUUCUACAGGGACGACAGUGUCCCCAUGGCCUCUGCCUCAACUCCGGCUUCGACUUCGACUUCGGCUUCAGCUUCCUCGGGACAGGGUUCUUGGUCACAGUCCAGCAGUUACGAUUUUGCAUACCCACCCUUCCCCGAAGAGCCCAACACAAGCGGGCCAGGAGGACCCAAUGCCUCUAAGCUCAUGGAUACCAUCCGCGAUGUGGCGGUCUUUGCAUGGGGCAUUGUCGGUAUCAAUCGAUCAUUGGAGCAGUAUAAAUGCGGGACUCCGAUAGGCGAUGCACACCCAGCCGAUGGAGACACCAUGAUGGAUGAUGCAAUGGGCAAUCAAACUGCGGCGGGCCGUAGUUGGUAG
Messenger RNA from Penicillium cinerascens, 1353 nucleotides. RefSeq names its product PAS domain-containing protein. The transcript is spliced from 3 exons. Gene Ontology annotation, molecular function: protein binding. The record is from RefSeq and is a predicted model, not a curated record. NCBI's taxonomy places the organism in Eukaryota, Fungi, Ascomycota, Eurotiomycetes, Eurotiales, Aspergillaceae. The coding region runs from base 1 to 1353 and encodes 450 amino acids.